GGGAGUUCUAGGUCCCCAGUUGUGCAGUUCAACCUGCGAGGACAUGCAGUGAGUGGUAUGUCUUGUCUCCGCUGAUAAAUUACUAUCGCCCAUCUAACAGUGUGUGUAUGUGUGCGUGUGGGUUUGUGAGACUGUGUCGACUAUAGCAUUACACAGCGUGGUACAGAAAAUCGUAACAUGGCUGAUUCGAAGAACACUGGGCAGCCAGAAGACAAGCGUCCAAUCCCUGACUGGAUCGACGCCGCCUUGUUGCAGCAAGCGCUGCGCAACGGCGGGGAAGAGAACUCUCAAGUGACAGACAUCUCCGUGAGCUACGCCACCUCCCCUGGAGACAACUAUGGCAGCACCAUCUACCGAGCGAAGGCCACACUCUCCGACGGGGGGCAGCGUUCCUUCAUUGUUAAAGGCCCCGCGCCCGGGGCGAAUAUUUCCAGCCUCGCCACGGACUUAGGGGUUUUCCGGAGGGAGACGUUAAUGUUGGCAGAGGUCAUCCCAAAGAUGGAGGCCCUGUUAGAAGCAGCAGCCCCAGGCCGGUAUCCACCCUUGGCUCCACGUUGCUACCACCACGGCACCUCCCCCGUGGAGUUCCUCGUGCUGGAGGACCUGGCCCCUCCCGGCUUCAAGAUGGCGGACCGGAAGCGAGGCCUGGGGUUGAAGCACAGCCUGCUCGCGCUUCGGACCCUGGCCCGCUUCCACGCCGCCUCCUACACCGUGCUGCAACGGGAGCCCGGGCUUGCGGAGAAGCUGGACAACAUCUGGAGGACCAUGUCUUUGGGUUUGACCGGCUAUGUGGACGCAUUAACCCGUGGCGCGGUUGAGGUGUGUCGCAGCUGGCCUGGCUUCGAGGAGUAUGCCGAGCGGCUGGAGAAGUUCAAGAAAGUUGCAAUGGAUACAUAUGUUAAAUUAAAUGAACCUCAACCUGGAGCAUUUAAUGUCAUCACUCACGGUGACUACUGGAUCAUCAACUUCCUGUUCAGAUAUGAAGAUGGAGUUCCCACAGAUAUUCGAGCUCUUGACUACCAGGCGCCGCCGCUGGAGGCGCUGCGGUCCGCCCUGGACUUCCACGGGCCCUUCUCGCUGUUCGUGGCGCUGGCGAAGCCCAUCCUGGUGGCGGAACGAGGAAACAACACGGAGACCAUGAUGACAGGCGACCACUCGCAGCUGAUGCCUCUUUACCAGCACCCUGACGUAGAGAAGUGGCUGCAGCGGGUGAUACCAGACUAUGCUCGUAGGGGUUGGUUGCCUGAAUUAUCCUAGAGGGACGUCGGAUGAUUUCGAAGUAUUUUGUAAUGAUAAUGCAAGUUUUUCGAAAUACCAUUCCAGCCUGCAAUACGGCGGAGAUGGUUUAAACAAAAGUUUGAACUGUCGGAUUGUCCUCGUAGGGGUUGGCUGCUACAUUCAUUCUAACCGAGAAAGGGUAUGAUUUCAAUGCAUUUUGUUAGUACAAACAUUUCCAUUAGGUGAAUACAACGACCUGAAUGUAUUAUUGCUCCUUCGAAAUAACUACAAUAUAAAUUUCCAUGUUGUAGCUGAAUUUCACAGCUAUUUGUGGUCAUUUUCCGAUCCAAGUCUACCUCAAUUGUGUACUAUUCAUUUAACAACUCCCGAAAAAAAAGUCAGUAUAGAAUUCUCAUAUUUUUUAAUGCAUCACAAAAGAAACAAAAACAUGACUGAUGAAAAUGCAUUAUUGUAUGCAAUGUAUUGCAAUAUACGAUCUUGUAAUGUUAAUACAAUAAAUUAUUGUUAUUAAUUAGAAAUAUUG
Molecule: messenger RNA, 1762 nt
Organism: Gryllus bimaculatus (two-spotted cricket)
Lineage: Eukaryota; Metazoa; Arthropoda; Insecta; Orthoptera; Gryllidae
Source: the annotation of a GenBank genome assembly